This is a messenger RNA of Eleginops maclovinus (Patagonian blennie), 2697 nucleotides long. RefSeq names its product tafazzin, phospholipid-lysophospholipid transacylase (gene tafazzin). NCBI's taxonomy places the organism in Eukaryota, Metazoa, Chordata, Actinopteri, Perciformes, Eleginopidae. Gene Ontology annotation, molecular function: 1-acylglycerophosphocholine O-acyltransferase activity. The transcript has 11 exons. Gene Ontology annotation, cellular component: mitochondrial membrane. Gene Ontology annotation, biological process: inner mitochondrial membrane organization; cardiolipin acyl-chain remodeling. The coding region runs from base 84 to 872 and encodes 262 amino acids. The record is from RefSeq and is a predicted model, not a curated record.
UUCCGGGGUCGCUCACCACCAGCCUGCUGUCAGCAGGAGAAAGGUUAAUCUGUAAGUGGAUGUAGUGUCUGUGGAGCGCUGUGAUGCCCCUGGAGGUCAGAUGGCCGUUUCCACAAUGCCCUCCUCUGGCAUGGAGGAUCUCCAGCUCCCUGGUUAUGGGGAUGGUGGGCUCUUAUUCCUACUUCUGGACCAAGUACAUGAACUACUUGACGGUCCACAACCAUAAGGUUUUGUUGGACCUGGUUGACCAGAGGCCCCCUGAUACACCCCUCAUCACUGUGUCCAACCACCAGUCCUGUAUGGAUGACCCGCACAUCUGGGGUGUACUAAAGCUCAGUCAGCUGUGGAACUUCAAUAAGAUGCGAUGGACUCCAGCCGCAUCUGACAUCUGUUUCACAAAAGAGCUGCACUCAAGAUUCUUCAGCCGUGGAAAGUGUGUUCCUGUCUGCAGGGGUGACGGUGUUUACCAGAAAGGCAUGGAUUUUAUUGUGGAAAAGCUGAACAGAGGAGAAUGGGUUCACAUUUUUCCCGAAGGCAAAGUCAACAUGACAGAAGAAUUUAUACGGUUAAAAUGGGGUGUGGGUCGACUAAUAGCAGAGUGUUCCCUUAAUCCAGUUAUCCUGCCACUUUGGCAUGUGGGUUUGAGUGACGUUCUGCCAAACGAGAAGCCCUAUGUUCCUCGGACUGGCAAGAGAAUCACAAUCCUGGUUGGGAAACCGUUCAGUCUGAAAGACCUUGUUGAAUCACUCCGAGACGAAAACAAGAGCCAGAUGGAAAUAAGAAAGACCUUGACUGAUUUUAUCCAGGAGGAGUUUCUAAGCCUGAAAGCCCAGGCCGAGUCCCUCCAUGGGCAGAUACAGACCCAAUCCUAAGUCCCUGCCGUCCCUCUUGCUACAUGAUGAUCCUCUACCCUAAACUGAGGGUAACGCCUUCUCUCCUGGACGUCCACCCACACACUAUCCACUCCCUCCCCUUUGCUCUACUGAAUCACACACGUCCACUCUGAAAUUCCCAAUGAUCACACUUCUGAACAUUUUGGGCAAUGUUUUGGAGUCCCUUCCAAUUCAUGUUGGUGAAACAAAAACUUGUUUGUAAAUGAUAAAAAACUGGCAUCAUUUAGAUUUGUAUUUAUAUAUAGCAAAUGCAUCAUUCACUCGCUGCAAUAGGCUCUGAUCCACCAUCAUCCUGAAACAGGGUGAUCCAUUCAGAAAAUAGAUUUGACAAUUGAGUUACUUGAAUUCAUACCUAUCAAAGCUGUGACCUCAAAGCAGCCAGAGUCACGUAAUUAACUGGUCAUUCUAACUGCUCAGAUGUGUUUCAUUUUUAUAAAUCAGGAAGUAGUGUGUCUAUUUUAUGAAUGGAGUGAGGAUUCAGCAGACUGGAGUCACUGACCAUGACUAUCACUUUAAAGUUACAGUCUAUAAUUUCUAUAUCUAAGGUUUCAGUCCCCUGUGGAUACUGGUCAUAACAGCAAGUGUAAUACUACAGCUAACACUUGUUUAGCAACUACUUUCUAUAAGAAUUACAACAAAAGACAAGCAGGUGUAAUUGUUUACAGCGAAGCCAAAUUAACUCAGGUUGUUUUGAUAAGGUUAUCAGCCUUAUGACAUCAGAUUUAACAGGCGUCUGAUUUCAUGCUGAACACAGGACAGGUAGAUUACAACCAAACGGCAGGACACAGUAAAAGCAGUUGGACUUUGCAGCCUUUUGCUUCAGUUCUUCAUACUGAGGCUGCCACUUCUGGCUCCAAUACUACGAUCACUAUAAAUUGUUUCUUGUGGUGGCUUCACAUUAAAAGCUUGUCUGUGUUGUGCCACUGGAACACUUUUAAAUGAAAGCAUCAGCAGUAACUUAAUCCUGCUCUGAUACAGCUAUUGGAGCAGCAGCAGGGAAGUGGCUGAUAUCAAGGAUAAAAUACAAAGUAAGAAAAAAAAAGGACUUCAUGAAACCGCUGUGGAUUUAUACGUAAACAAUCCAAAGUUGGAAAAUUAAACUUAUGCAUUGAGUGUAGUUUAUAUGCCAUUUUCACAUUUAAGAAUGAACAAAAAAAACGUUGUUGAAUGUACUCCCAACAUUUGCAGAAUAGUUCCAUAUUGGUGAAACCCAUUUUGAGUACUUUACAAAAAAACUAGUGUUUGUUUAAACUCUAUAUAUUAGUAUGCAGUGUGAUGUAGAUUUAUAAAUAAUGAUCUAAUUAAGACUUCUAAUCAGCACUGUACUGCAUGGUUAAUAUUUACAGCUUAAAGAUGCAUGCAGAGUAAAUGAUCAAAAGGGUGGUACGAUGAUUGUAGAUUCAUUUGAUUUGCUUAUUUUCUGUCCAUGCAGCUUUAAAUGGGUCGACUGUGAAUUUAUAAUGUCCAUAAUAUCCCAAUGUAUCCUCCCCUCUCUCUUAUUCCUUAAGCAUACAUGUAAAUUAAGUUAUCAAAUAUUGUAUUUUAGUAAUGUAGAUACUUUCUUUUCUUUACUUUCUAAGUAUUAGACUGCAAGGUUUUCUUUAGGUCCGUUCAACCUGUGAAUGCUACAUCGUUACAGAUGUACAUACUUUGUUUUAUCACAGAGAUCAAUCACUUUUAUAAGGGAGGAUAAGCCACAGCUUAGUGAUCUGUGGUUGCUAUGAAAUGUAUUGCCUUACUGUGAUUGCCAUUCUUUCCUACUGUAUGUGAAUGCCAAUAAAUAUUCAACUUUUCUAAAUUUGAA